CACUUCAAGAUGUCCUUUGGGAGAGAUAUGGAGCUGGAGCAUUUUGACGAGCGUGACAAGGCGCAGCGCUAUGGCAGAGGGUCCCGGGUGAACGGUUUGCCUAGCCCUACCCACAGUGCCCACUGCAGCUUCUACCGAACCCGUACCCUACAGACCCUCAGUUCUGAGAAAAAGGCUAAGAAAGUCCGUUUCUAUCGGAACGGAGACCGCUAUUUCAAAGGAAUUGUAUAUGCCAUCUCCCCUGACCGGUUUAGAUCCUUCGAGGCGCUGCUGGCUGAUCUGACCCGAACUCUGUCUGACAAUGUGAAUCUGCCCCAGGGGGUGAGAACAAUCUACACAAUUGAUGGCACCAAGAAGAUCUCUUCCUUGGACCAGCUAGUAGAAGGGGAGAGCUAUGUAUGUGGUUCAAUAGAGCCCUUCAAGAAACUGGAGUACACCAAGAAUGUAAACCCAAACUGGUCAGUGAAYGUUAAGACAACUUCUACUUCCCGUUCAGUGCCGUCUCUCGCCACUGCCAAAGGAGGUGUUCCAGAUGCGAAGGAGAAUAAGGAUUUCAUUAGGCCUAAGCUAGUCACUAUCAUCAGGAGUGGAGUGAAACCACGUAAGGCAGUCCGGAUUCUGCUCAACAAGAAGACAGCACAUUCGUUUGAACAGGUUCUUACUGAUAUAACAGAUGCCAUCAAGCUGGAUUCUGGGGUGGUUAAACGCUUGUACACACUAGAUGGAAAACAGGUGAUGUGCCUUCAGGAUUUCUUUGGUGAUGAUGACAUUUUUAUUGCAUGUGGACCAGAAAAGUUCCGUUACCAGGACGAUUUCUUGCUGGAUGAAAGUGAAUGUCGGGUAGUGAAAUCCACUUCCUACACCAAAAUAGCUUCAACUUCCCGUAGGAGCACCACCAAGAGCCCGGGCCCAUCUCGGCGCAGCAAGUCUCCUGCCUCUACCAGCUCAGGUGCUGCAAAAACAAAUAAAAAGACAGGUUCCUGUCCUGUUGUGCUUCCAGACUCAGCAAGAGAUGACAUGAAUGGAACUCCUGGUAGCCAGCUUUCUACUCCCCGCUCUGGGAAGUCUCCAAGCCCAUCUCCCACCAGCCCAGGAAGUCUACGGAAACAGAGGAGCUCCCAGCACAGCGGCUCCUCCACCUCAUUAGCAUCCACCAAAGUUUGCAGCUCUAUGGAUGAAAAUGACGGACCUGCAGAAGAAGUGUUGGAGGAAGGCUUCCAGGUCCCAGCAUCAAUAGCAGAGCGAUAUAAAGUUGGAAGGACUAUAGGAGAUGGAAAUUUUGCUAUUGUGAAGGAGUGUAUAGAGAGAUCAACUGGUAGAGAAUAUGCGCUGAAAAUAAUCAAAAAAAGUAAAUGUAGAGGAAAAGAACACAUGAUCCAGAAUGAAGUAUCUAUUUUAAGAAGAGUCAAACAUCCCAAUAUUGUACUUCUGAUUGAGGAGAUGGACAUGCCAACUGAAUUGUACCUGGUCAUGGAACUUGUAAAGGGAGGAGAUCUUUUUGAUGCUAUUACUUCCACCAACAAAUACACAGAGCGGGAUGCCAGUGGGAUGCUUUACAAUCUGGCCAGUGCCAUCAAGUAUCUUCACAGCUUGAACAUUGUGCACAGGGAUAUCAAGCCUGAGAACCUGCUGGUUUAUGAACACCAAGAUGGAAGCAAGUCUCUGAAAUUAGGAGACUUUGGCCUAGCAACAAUUGUGGAUGGACCUCUCUAUACUGUUUGUGGGACCCCAACAUAUGUAGCUCCAGAAAUCAUUGCUGAAACUGGAUAUGGCCUGAAGGUGGACAUCUGGGCAGCGGGUGUGAUCACUUACAUCCUGCUCUGUGGUUUUCCUCCAUUCCGUGGAAGUGGAGAUGACCAAGAAGUUCUUUUUGAUCAGAUUUUGAUGGGACAGGUGGAUUUUCCAUCUCCCUACUGGGACAAUGUUUCUGACUCUGCAAAGGAACUUAUCACAAUGAUGCUUCAAGUAGAUGUAGAUCUGCGGUUCUCAGCCUUGCAAGUUCUUGAACAUCCCUGGGUUAAUGAUGAUGGCCUUCCAGAGAAUGAGCAUCAGUUAUCAGUAGCUGGGAAGAUAAAGAAGCAUUUCAACACAGGCCCUAAGCCGAACAGCACUGCAGCUGGAGUUUCUGUCAUAGCACUGGACCACGGGUUUACCAUCAAGAGAUCAGGGUCUUUGGACUACUACCAACAACCAGGAAUGUAUUGGAUAAGACCACCGCUCUUGAUAAGGAGAGGCAGGUUUUCCGACGAAGACGCAACCAGGAUGUGAGGGGACGUUACAAGGCACAGCAAGCUCCACCUGAACUCAACUCCGAAUCGGAAGACUAUUCACCAAGUUCCUCCGAGACUGUUCGCUCACCUAACUCACCCUUUUAAUAAAACACUUUUACUCGAAAGUCUUGGCUUUAACCCUUUGAGCCCUGAAAAUCUUUCAGACCUGUGUGAAGUGAUUACAGCUGAUCUAUCUAGUGCUAAAAGCUCGAGUGGUGGAACACAAAAGGGUGUUUACAGAAUCUUUGUAAGAAUAAUUUCCUAAUUGAUCGAAAUACUUGUUCUCUGUUUAGAUUGCAACUUGCUGCUAACAUGAUCCUCAAAGGGUUAAGGCUAUUUUGCUUUUUUAUUUAAAGAUAGAAGCAGUGAAUGUUUUCAUCAGUGAAGCUAGGAACUGCAGUAUGUAAUUUUAGCACAUGUUAACCCUCUGAGUAAGCGAUCAGCUUAGUCUCGACAGCCCACACUAGGGUUUUAUUCUGGCUUUUUUGCUUUUAUACGCACAUAUCUUUUAUAGUACCCUAAGGUUCCCUGCCUCUUUCUGGCCAAAACAAUAGCAAACACACUAUUGCUUAGGGGCUGAAAAUACGGGCUUUAAAAACAAACAUAAAAUGAAAUAAACAAUAUCUUUUACAGCAGCUCAUAGUAAACCUGCUUCAUACUUCCAUAGAAGAGCGACUGUUUUUGGAGGAUAUUAUGCAGGGUAAAUGUGAACUUCAGUUUAGGACAGUCCCAUAGUUUACUGGAGAUGACAUGAUGAUGGCCUCAGAAGGUUGCUUCCAUAUCAUUUGCUGCUAAUGGCAGCGCAGGGUCUUGGGAAAUGGCUUAAGGACACAUUCUGUCAGGUAAUGGCAUGUAAUGAUCUAGUUUAAGAGUUGCUGCUCCUUUUGCCUCGCAGUCGGAGAGGUACAGACAGCUUCUCAGCAUGACUUGGCUACUCCAUAGG
This is a messenger RNA of Nothoprocta perdicaria, 3213 nucleotides long. RefSeq names its product doublecortin like kinase 1 (gene DCLK1). The transcript is spliced from 18 exons. The record is from RefSeq and is a predicted model, not a curated record. Lineage: Eukaryota; Metazoa; Chordata; Aves; Tinamiformes; Tinamidae. Gene Ontology annotation, molecular function: microtubule binding; protein kinase activity; ATP binding. Bases 10 to 2268 code for a protein of 752 amino acids. Gene Ontology annotation, cellular component: neuron projection; axoneme. Gene Ontology annotation, biological process: protein phosphorylation; axoneme assembly; photoreceptor cell development.